Molecule: messenger RNA, 4520 nt
Organism: Antechinus flavipes (yellow-footed antechinus)
Lineage: Eukaryota; Metazoa; Chordata; Mammalia; Dasyuromorphia; Dasyuridae
Gene: TESMIN
Product: testis expressed metallothionein like protein
Exons: 9
Coding region: 1234-2865 (543 amino acids)
Biological process (GO): regulation of DNA-templated transcription
Cellular component (GO): nucleus
Source: RefSeq, a predicted model, not a curated record
UCGCCCAACGGUUCCUGUCCCCUCCCCCACUCAUCCCAACGGUCCCCCCCCCCCCGGCACGCGCUCUUGGGCGGUUGGUGCGGGCGCGCGCGGAGGAGCGCGUGCACGGCUAGGGCUCACACACGCGCUCGCUCCCGGACUGGCUGCGGGCAUGCGGUAGCGGCGGCGCUGUAGUUCCCGGCUCCCCUCGCCUCGUCCUCGUCCGGUCCCGUUCCUUCGUCCUCGGCGGCUCUUCGCGGCCUGGCCCGGAGCCCAGGCCCCGCGGUGCGUAUCCCGGCUCUCCUCCCGGGCCUCAGUUUCCCCGUAUAAAAUAAGCGCUCGGCUGCGCGGCCCGGGCAGUAACUGCGCCUCUGUGGGCUCCCGGAGGGAAGCUCCGCACCGGGAGGACCCGGCAUUAGCCCAAACCCUGUCGAAGCCUGAGGGGCCUGGACAAGGGGACCGCUAGGGGGCGCUACCCCAUGGGAGGACCCAAUGUCAGUGAAAUCCCGGGCUCCCAUCCCCCCAAAGGUCUGCAUGUCGUGGGGGGUCAGGGGAGAGGCCCGAACUCGGCCUGGAAAGUCCCCGGAUGUGUCCGGCCCCCUCACGCUGAGGAGCUUCCCGCCAAGGGAGGGGGAGGGAACGGGCGGGAAUCUCGGCCCCACGAAGGUAGGAGGGCGUCAGCUCCCGGUCACACGGGGGCUCGCAGCGGAACCUGAGCCACAGGCUCGUCAUCCAGGGCCCCCAAUUCUGCCUCUGGGGGGGAGGGCGUGGCCUCGAGCCUGUUCCCUGCCUUCGAUGCCCUGGGUUCUAAUGUGGCUCCCCCGGCGCCUCUGUAACGUGAAGCUCUCAGUCCCUGACCCUGAUUAGGGCUUUGGGUUUCCCCUGGAAGGUCUGACCUGGGGUGUUGGAAGGAGAGUCUCCCCCUAAAAGGGGGAUCGGCCGUGUUAUGUUCUGUGUGGCCCUGGCGGGGGGGCGCUACGAGCUCCCAUUUUACAGAUGAGGGUUAGGGUCACAAGUGCCUUUGUCCGCUAACCAAGGGCCUUUGGGGGUCUGGAGGAGGCUCUCUUGGGGUGAAUGAGAAGUCCUCUUAUCACUUGCGUUCUCUGGGCCUCAGUUUCCCCACCUGUAAAAACAAAGCUUUUAGACGACAUCUGAGAGUUCCCGUAGAGUCUGGGUCUUUCUGCAUCUUAAACAGUUGCCUGGGGAGAAGCCCUUUGGGCCCAUUUAAAAGACCUUCACUUAUUUGUUUUCUAGAUGAAAGGAUUGCUGGGAAGAAAACUGAUUCUGGAAAAAGAAAACUGUCGAGACGAGCAGUUCAAGAUUUCUUCCGUGGACCUGGAAGACCAGCCCCUGCUGGGCGGGAUUUCCAGCACGGAAGAUGAAAUUGUCACGGAGAUCUUCAGCCAGGACAGUCAGUUCAUCUCCGAGAACAUUAACCUGAAAAGCGCGGUGAUCAGCAAGCACGAUGACGACGAGGACUUCCAUUCCUUCAAGGACUCGUACUUCAGCGCGGCCGACCCUCGGGAGACGCUGCUGCACUCCUUCAACCCCCCCCUCAACGCCGACUGCGGCAGCAAAGUGAAGGUGGAGCGCCUGGUGGACGACAACAACGAGGACGAGAUUCUCGAAGACUACUCCAGCCUGCCGGAGCUCAACCCUCUGGAGGAGACCAUGCUGCCCUCCCCCUCCCAGCUGCAGCCGCACGCCUACAACGUGCACUUCCUGUCCUCCCUGAGGACUCAGCACAGGAACCCCCCCAGCGUCCUGCCCCUGGGGGCCUGGGCGGCCCGGGAAGGAGCGGCUCAUCACAACGUCCGCGUGAUCCCAGUGGAGAUAAGGGAAGCGGUUGGUACCAUCACUGCUAACAACCAGGAGGAGGCUGUUUUUCAGAAUACCCAUGCCCAGGAGGGUUGCUGCAAGUUCCCCCCAUCACAAGAACCAAUGGAAAAUUCUAGCUGUUCACAUAAGAAGGAGUCUAACCCGAUGGUAAUAUGUCAAUUGAAAGGGGGCACACAAAUGCUCUGCAUAAACAAUUCGGGCACAAGGGAGCUCAAAGCCGUUCACUUGGUUCCUCAGUAUCAAGAACAAAAUAAUUACCUGCAGCCAGAUGUGCCUAAACCUUUGACUACCUUAGUUGGAAGAUUUCUGCCAGUACCAGCUAAAUUAAAUCUUAUCACACAACAACUUGAUAAUGGCACCUUAUCAUCUGUAGUUAAUGGAACCACCUUUCCUUCAGGAUCAAAUCUUCAAGGACCAGCAAAAAUAACUUUAGCUGGGUACUGCGACUGCUUCGCCAACGGGGACUUCUGCAACAACUGCAACUGCAACAACUGCUACAACAAUUUACGCCACGAAAUCGAGCGGUUUAAAGCCAUUAAGGCCUGUCUUGAUAGAAACCCAGAAGCCUUCCAGCCCAAGAUCGGGAAAGGGAAACUGGGGGAUAUUAAGCCUCGCCAUAACAAAGGAUGCAACUGUAAGAGGUCAGGCUGUCUGAAGAAUUACUGUGAGUGCUAUGAGGCCAAAAUUAUGUGUUCUUCUAUUUGCAAAUGUAUUGGUUGCAAAAAUUAUGAAGAAAGCCCAGAACGCAAAACUCUGCUGAACAUGCCCAACUGUGUGGAGAUUGGGGGGCCUGAAGGCAGCCAUCUUUUCUCGCCAUCGAAAUUUGCUGUGUUGCCCAAGUUCAGGAAGGACAGGCAGCCUUACACCUGCAUCUCCUGGGAGGUGGUGGAAGCCACGUGCGCCUGCCUGCUGGCCCAGGGGGAAGAGGCCGAGAAGGAGCACUACUCGGAGUGCCUGGCGGAGCAGAUGAUCCUCGAGGAGUUCGGGAGGUGUCUGUCCCAGAUCCUCCACACGGAAUUCAAGUCCAAGGGGCUGAAAGUCGAGUAGACGGGCGGCGCGCCCAAGUCUCUCCCGCGACAAGGACCCGAAUGGACUCUUAUCUUGGUAUUUGUAGGAAAGGGGCGGCCAGAUCUGGUCCAGGGCGUCCCCUGGAACCCGAAGGGCGUCCCAUGGGCCCCCAAAUGUAGGAAAUCGAUUGACUAGAGAGACUGUCUCCAUGUGCCCACCAUUACCUGGGGGAGGGGGUUGUGGAUUCCCAGCAUCCCUGCUAGCUCUCUGGAUUGGGAAACAGUCCCAUAGAGGCUGAGCCUUUUGGCAGAAAAAUCAAGGCUGGGUCCGGUUCUCGGGACCUCGCCCUCUCCAGAGAAUUCCCUUACAGACAGACUCGCUCCGCCCUGACAAGCUCUUUGGAAAUCUUUGGUCGGGCGUUUCCCACCCAGCCCUCAUGCAACAGCCACAAUUGCUGAAGAACCAAGAAUUGUUGAAUGCUCUGAGAAUGUCCGUAGUGUUAGCGUCCCCGGAAGUCACUCAGGGACCCUGCUCGGCCUAGUGGCACCCGUGGCUCUUGGUGCCCGGGGCUUCUUCUAGAACUUGCUGAUCCGGCCCUCGGUGGUUUCUCUCGAGUUCCCUUUUUCAAUGAGUUUCUGCAUUGUUAGUGCUUUAUGUUGUUGUUAUUACUGUGGUUUAUAAAAUCUAGGUAAAGGAGGUGGCCUUGAUGAGCAGACAGGCUCUAUUAGCCCCGGGCCUGGGGACAUCCACGAGUGCUGGAAAGGACUCAAACAUCCCCCCACUGAAACAUGUCACGGAACCCACCCACCCCCGUCUGUCAUCGGGACUCAGUGACAGACGGACAUUCACAAUGUCCUCUUCCUGUGGACACAGAAGCAGCUGAAUCAGCCUUUCCAGAAAGCUCUGCCUCUGUUUCCUCUUUGCUUUGUUUUAGGGCUGGCUCCAAGCCUCCAUCAGGGAGAAGAAUAACUCUCAGUCCCUGGGGAGAGACUCCUUACAGAGAUUGGGAGCCCUCGGUCCUUUCCCUAGUCCAGCCCCCACAUAGCAUUUGAGGGUCUGGAACCUUUAAGAAAAGGCCCAAGGCAGGUGAAGGGGAGGUGGAUGAGCUCAAUGAGCAGCUCUCCGUAUCCGAGUCCUCCUGGGUUCCCCAUGGACUCUGACUGAGUCAGGGGGAGCCCCGGUGCAUCAGGGUAGGGCUGCCUGAGGCUUGAUGGAAGUAGUGGAGGAGGACACGGCUCUCUGAAGGAAACCUGGAGCCCAACACACAGGAGUCCACCGCAGCCUGGGCUGCAAAGUUCUCAGAAGUCUGAGAUGGCGGAGGGAGGGAGGAAGCUGGAAGGCCAGGCCAGGUCAGGUGCUGCUCUCCGGGGAGGGGCUUUCUCAGUUCAGACUUGGGGACUGCCUCCCCCUCAUGGCUGAGCUGCGGGCAGGGCCGGGCGUUGGGUGCCCGCUGCAGCCAGGCCUUCCUCAACCCAAACUGGAAGGAAAGCCCGAGAGCUCGCUCUCCUCUGGCUCCGGGAGGGCCCCUUCCUGCGAGACCUCCAGAAAGAGAGAACCUGACUGAAGCCAAUGGGGGAAGAGCCAGCCCCGUACCUGAGCCCGAGAUGAAAAUCUCUUUAAGUGCAAGCCCACGCACACAUACACAUACAUACACACAUACAUAUACAUACAUGUGUGUGUGUGUGUGUGUGUGU